Messenger RNA from Megalobrama amblycephala (Wuchang bream), 3030 nucleotides. Its product is annotated as protein-L-isoaspartate O-methyltransferase domain-containing protein 2. Gene Ontology annotation, molecular function: protein-L-isoaspartate (D-aspartate) O-methyltransferase activity. The record is from RefSeq and is a predicted model, not a curated record. Gene Ontology annotation, cellular component: cytoplasm. Lineage: Eukaryota; Metazoa; Chordata; Actinopteri; Cypriniformes; Xenocyprididae. Gene Ontology annotation, biological process: protein modification process. The transcript has 6 exons. The coding region runs from base 237 to 1430 and encodes 397 amino acids.
UGACGUCGCCGUGCGUGCGUGUGACGUCAGCGCGUCAGCUGGUUUAUGUUUACAUCGCAUCAGUUUUUUCGCAGUCAAGUUAGGCGUUAUUGUGGCCGGAUCCAAACACAUGACACACGCGUUCAUGCGAUCGAUGGACAUUGUUGGUGUGCGCCAGACAGCCGCUGCGGUCCGGGAUCACACGACAGUGAUAGGCACACCUCAGGACUGUCCUUAGAAGCUCUUCUGCUCUCAUCAUGGGCGGAGCUGUGAGUGCGGGCGAGGACAACGACGAGCUGAUCGACAACCUGAAAGAGGCCCACUACAUCCGCUCAGAUCUGGUGGAGAAGGCCUUCAGGGCCAUCGACAGAGCAGACUAUUACCUGGAGGACUAUCGUGACAGCGCUUAUAAAGACCUGGCCUGGAGGCAUGGGAACCUCCAUCUGUCUGCUCCAUGUAUCUACUCGGAGGUGAUGGAGGCCUUGGAUCUGCAGCCUGGCCUGUCCUUUCUCAACCUGGGCAGUGGGACGGGUUAUCUCAGCACAAUGGUGGGCCUUAUACUGGGUCCGUUCGGUGUGAAUCACGGUGUGGAGCUGCAUGCGGAUGUGGUUGAUUAUGCAUAUCAGAAACUCGACUACUUCAUCAAAACCAGCGACAGCUUUGACAAGUUUGAGUUCUGUGAGCCGACCUUUGUGGUGGGGAACUGUCUGGAGAUCCCUCCGGAGAGUCGGCAGUACGACCGGGUGUACUGUGGUGCAGGAGUUCAGAAGGAGUACGAGAACUACAUGAAGAACCUGCUAAAGGUCGGCGGGAUCCUAGUUCUCCCCCUGGAGGAGAAGUUGACCAAGAUCACGCGCACAGGUCAGAGCUCCUGGGAGACCAAGAAAAUCAUCGCUGUGACCUUUGCCCCGCUCGUCCAGCCCAAACAGAAUGUCAAUGGCAGACCUAAGAGUGUUCCUUUACCCAUUUUUGAGGUGCGGACGUUGCAGGACCUGUGCCGGAUUGCUAUUCGCCACACUCUCCGGCAGCCCAUAGCGAUGGGGGAAGGACGCACGAAGAGACGGGUGUCUUUCCCAGGGGCCCGGGCCAUGCACCGCUACGGGCCCCGCUUCGAACGCCGCCGCUUCUGUCGCCGCUUCUACCGCCAGUGCGUCAACUCCAUGGUUCUCCACGACUCCAUGAUUCCCACAGCCAUGGACGACUGCAACUACCCCGGAGGAGUUGAAGAGGAAGAAGAGGAAGCGGAGGAGGAAGAGGAAAGGGCUUGCCGCCGAGUGAGAGAAGACCUGCCCGAGGAGGACGAGGAGGAAUGCUCCGGCAACGAAGAGGAGAAAAACAAAGGCGGCUGCGCUCGUGUGGAGCCUCCCGUUAAUAUUCUGAGGGAGAAGAUCCUAAGACUCCCGUUACCUGAACCCCUGAAGAUGUAUCUGCUGUAUUACAGGGAGAAAUGAGAGAUGAUACGGGCGGUGUAGCGCUAAGACGAUUAGACGUGAAGAAAAGCCUUUCUCUUCUUCCUUCUCCUCCUCCUCCUCCUCCUCUCCAACUGGAUUAGCAUGACAAUUAAGUCCUCGAUUAACGACAUCACGAUAUCCAUAUCCCUUUGAGAAGCAAAGCUCCUUUAUUUGGGAUGUACAGAUGGAACCGAAGCUCAUUUCCUGAAUGAUCAACAUCGCCUGAGCUUUUUUAAUUCGGUGUUCCCCUCGAUCGAGAUGAUCAGACCUACGACACAUUGUCCCUGUGGGAAUGGCUUGUUGCUGUGAGCUCUUUUAGAGUAGCAUCACUUUAGGAUGUGGUGUAGUUUGACAUGGUGGAUUGAAUAUUUUUCUAUAGCUUUAAGGUGCAGUCACAUUUACCAUCGCUUGGCGAGAUCCAGUCAUCUUGAAAAGUUCCUCGCGCAGAUUUCGCUUGCGUCAGUGUCGGUCACGUGAAUCCGCCGCGUUGACCAGAAGAAAGCUGCUUGGUAUGAAAGUGGCUUCUGUGUGAGCUGUGCUUCAGGCAUCUCUACUUUAUUGACAUUGGACAUUUUGGGGGGUUUUUUUUUUUGCCUGCGAAAUUUUGCUAAUGUGACUGCACCUUCACACAAGCCGGCCCUCCACUGUUGAACUCUUUUCCUUGCCUUUACUGUGUUCUCCAAAGUACUGAAUAUCGCCUGCAUGUGUACUGCCCUGGUGCACCCACAUUUUGUCAAUAUUGGAGUUUGUGGUUAUGUACUUUUGAUUACCAUCGCUGGUAGCAUUACAUUUGACACAGAAUUGAACGCGUUUCUGCACCCGGGAAUCAUCAUCAUCAGUCACUUACGUUUUCAUUGCGUCAGAUCGCAAGCUUUACAAUUAUAUUGUAAAGGUCGUGUGAAAAUCAAGAGAAAUAUUUUUAGUGAAAUUCUAUUUAUUGGUAAUCACCAAAUUUUGUUUUCGUCAGGUAAAUGAAGCACUUUCACAAAUUCCAGUCAUUGUGCUCAGAAUCUUUGGCCCGACUCAGGAAUACUUUAGGAAAAUGUUUUGAUAUUUUUUUUAACUCCUUCAGACUGAUCCUCAAAAAACAAAGACCAAAAUUGUAGGACCUUUCUAUUUUUUUGACCAAAAGUUUUGGAAAUUAUCUUUUGCUUUGUAUGUCACAGUGGUGGUAAAGCAGCCUCUGCACAGGAGGACUAUUCUGAGCAUACAAUGGUUGGAUCUGGCGAUCCUGUGAUUUCUACACAAUUCUUCAGCGCAGGAGCGUUUCUCUUUAGUUCCCAUUGAUGAUUGUGUGCUUGUAGAUAACAGAAACUUCAAUAAAGUUUGAGUUUGCACACUGGAAAGACACAUUUCUUUCAUUUGAUCAGUGUAUCGUACUUGCCAUAUGUAAUUGAAGUUCCAAGACUUUUAAACGAUUUCAUUAAGUGUAAAUCUUACAUCAUUUUGAAGGCUCGCGUUUAUCGCAGAUGUUGUAGAUUAUGAAGACGUUUAGCUAAAAAGCCAAUCACACACCCUUUCACCUUCAGUGAUCCUUAUUCUUCAGAUGUAACAUGCUACAUUACUUGUGUGCGUAUAUUAAACAUAAUAAAAAAAUCAA